This is a messenger RNA of Talaromyces rugulosus, 396 nucleotides long. RefSeq lists its product as uncharacterized. Lineage: Eukaryota; Fungi; Ascomycota; Eurotiomycetes; Eurotiales; Trichocomaceae. Bases 1 to 396 code for a protein of 131 amino acids. The transcript has 3 exons. The record is from RefSeq and is a predicted model, not a curated record.
AUGGGUUUCUGGCAAGGAUGGCAGUCUUGGGAGAAAAUGGUCUUUAUUCUUGCUUGUGCCAUGGUCGUCGUCAUCGUCAUAGGCCUUUCUAUGACAUGGUUUAGGAGGUGGAAGACUCACUUAUACCACCAGGCCUCAACAGAAGAGGCUCAGCGGAACACCACCAUAUGGCGGCAGCAAUUCAAGGUCGAUGAUGUUCCAUUUGGUGCUCGAGCACUCGAGACUGGCGCCCAGGUCGAAGGUGUGUAUGCCCUUGGGCAGCAAACACCCCGUCGCAAUGCACCGCUUUAUUACAACGCCGACUCCUCUAUAAUGAGCACGCCACCCACUCCAUCGCCUCCACGGGUUUCUCGAUCCAGCCAACAGAGUCGUUAUGGGUCUUACUCUCCUCUCUGA